AUGCUCUCUCCUGGUGCUUCUUCCGCUGCGACUGCUUCUCCAACAACCUCUCGUGGUGGCUCUGUUGGAAACACAACACCAACAACGAGUAAAACAGAUAGCUCUACUCUAUACAUUCCACCACAUUUGAGAAGUCAGUCGAACGAUUUUGAUGACCACCAUGCCGAAAGAAUUUCAUCAGUGUCAUCCGAUAUGGAUGAAGAUCAACAACAACAUUUUUAUUAUUAUCAUCAUCGAUCUUCCAUGGAUACAGGUAGCCAUGCAACCACUCACAGUCAACCUCCGAUCAUUAAAAACAAACAGCAAAUUAUUGACUAUAUGAAUCAACAUAAAAUUGCACAAAUUUUGAAAACCAAGCUAAAUGAAGCCUUUCAACAACAAUCCGUGGAUCCUAUUGAAUAUGUUUUUCGUACAAAACGAGUGGAACAACAGGAAAUGCUCAUUCAACAACGACAACAUCAAAUGAAAGAGAUGGAUAUUAAACAUGAUGAAGUACUCAGCUCGAUACAACAAAGUAAAGAAUCCAUGAAAUCCGAAUAUGAAAAGCUAGAAAAAGAACACUUGCAAGAAAUUACUAAAUUAAAAAUGGAGAUUGAAGAGUUCAAGAAACGAGCUCAAGACCUCGACAAUGAACCCCAAAGUGAUGAGAGUAACAUUUUAGAACAACAAUUGGAAAGUCUCAGAAAAGAAAAUGAAGAAUUGGAAAAUGAAAAUCAAGGGUUAUUGAAACGAAAUAAGGAUUUAACAAAUAUUUUACACAAUACUAGUUCAUCUCAAACAUACUCAUCAAUGGCUCCUACAGAAAGUGUGACCAAUAAUCCAUCUCCAAGUUCUAUUUUCCCUGAAGAAAUUACAAUUGGAGAUACUGAAUCGACUAUGGACAGUGCGACCAUUGAAACCAACCAUCAAGAAAAUGCUGAGACUGUUACCGGAGCUCCUUCUGCAACUGAUGAUGACUCUGCCGAUCCAUUUGCAAGUUUAGAUAACCAACAACAACAAGAAGAGCAACAAUAA
Molecule: messenger RNA, 1014 nt
Organism: Naegleria lovaniensis
Lineage: Eukaryota; Heterolobosea; Eutetramitea; Acrasida; Naegleriidae
Exons: 1
Coding region: 1-1014 (337 amino acids)
Source: RefSeq, a predicted model, not a curated record